Molecule: messenger RNA, 2196 nt
Organism: Aureobasidium namibiae CBS 147.97
Lineage: Eukaryota; Fungi; Ascomycota; Dothideomycetes; Dothideales; Saccotheciaceae
Exons: 1
Coding region: 1-2196 (731 amino acids)
Source: RefSeq, a predicted model, not a curated record
AUGGCCCAAAGGAUAACAAUGCCCCCAGCUGAAGUAUAUUCACGCUACGCAAUGUCACCGGAGCACCCACGUACUUCGGGAGACGUCUUGAUUGAUGUCGUCGAAGGCUCAGACUCGGAUCACGACCAUCACCCAGAGAAGAGAAUUUUCUCAACAGGACGAAAGAGACAAUUUGCGCCUAUAGUUGCCAGUUUCCACUGUUGGACACUUACAAAGGCUGCCCCUAGGACGAGAGACGAUGCUCUGAGCUGGAAGCGAGCAGAGCGGGUCCAAAUGACACUGUCGUCCGACGAACUUGGAUCACAAGUCAAGAAACAGCUGAAGAUCAGGUCGCUCACCGAGAUGUACGAAGCACUGUCGAUGGAUCAGCGUCAACAAGUUGAGGUCCUUCUCAAGGAGAAAAGACGAGACGAAACCAACAAAUAUGCCUGUUGGGAGAUAGCAGCCAUCCAUCGCGAGGUCCGUAAUAACAUGAGGACUAGGAUCAGAGAAACCACUUUCAUUAGAGUGAUCUUGAGCAGAGAGGACAAGCGAAAGGUCGAAUCAGCAGCGACAGAACACAAAGCGACAAAAGCCAGUUCAGCAAGCAAUAUCUCCGAUCUCAAUAAUUUGCCCGAACUGCUACUGAGGCCAGUGGAGAAAAAUGAUGAUCAGGAUGCUUAUGCUCGGAGAAAAGAGUUCAAUAAACGACCAAAGGUCAAAAAGGACUCCAGAGAGGAUGUGAUCGAAGUAGUGGCGGUUCCCAGCAUCGAGAGCCCCCUUGCCAUCAAUGUCCCACCGACGCCAAACACUGUCCCAUCUGAUCAACUACAACACUAUCCGGCGUGGAGCAACCGAGACACUUUAUGGCAGCCAUCAAUUGAUCAUGGGCAUGAAUACACUGCUCAGCACUUGAAUCAAUGUUCACCACAACAGGCUAUUAAUGCCCAACAGACUCAGCAGCCGUAUCACAUACAAAAUGCCCUACCGCACAUGGUCAAUAUGAAUCAGGAUACUCGCACGGAAAUGAGAGGCGAGCGCUACGAGCAGACAUGGUCGCAUCAUCAUAAUCAUCAUCAUCCAAGCCCGUGGCUGGCCCAGCAACCUCCGGCGCUACCACGAGCCUUUGGCUACGAUUCGCACGAUAUGCCUACUCAACAGCACUCUGAGGGAGUUGCAACACAUGAAUCCCCAUCAAUCUACAAAUCGCGUCCGACUAGUAGCGAGCAGGAUUACUUUGGGCAGCAAUUCGAGAGACCAUAUGCAGUGGUAGCAGAGCCUUUCUUCGCUCAGCAGCCUCAAAACCCAAACGGUAAUGUAGUUCCGCUGGUCACUCAUCCUUAUUCCGAGGGUCAGCAAGCUCGGAGAGCAUCUCCCAGCGCAAAAAUUCAGGUGUCAAGUGAUUCGGACUGGCCUGAUUACGAUCCCACAACGGAUCAAUCACCUCUGCCAACCCUACAGCCGCAUCAACACACAACAUACGACAAGCAGAGUGCUGGGCGGUCACGGCGAGAAGAUGUAUUGUUUUGGAGGACUCAAACCCAACUGAGCGAUUCACACUCUGCCUCGAGCUUAGAUGACCAGUCUUCGACUCUGGCAUCGCCCGAGCAGAGCUCACCACUCACUUCAGUGUCCGGAGACGGGACCGGUGUAAACCAUAAGUGGACCAAUGAGCCCGCAUCCCGAUACGAUGAGAAUACUCGACCCGUGCCAGAACGCUUCGGAAAACAGCUUGCGGCACAUGACUUCCUUCGGCCACACCAAGACAGGCAACGAGAACAGACUCCCGUGCCACCUCGUCGAACACGGAAUGACUAUAGACCCUCGACUGACCGCAACGUCAGUUUCGAAGACGUGCCAUUCCAGAUUCCAGAUGUACAGAAUGCUCCACCUCACACCAGCACGUACUACCCAGAAGCCUACGCAAGACCAUCAGCUCCAGACCCCCCGAAAGCCAAAGCAAACUUUCAGACUUAUCAUCCACAACGAUACCAACCAUCACGACAAUACACAGAGCCAGAAAAUGCAUCAAUGCUUGAGAGCUUGAGUGAGAGGUUGGAUAACAUGGAACUCAGACAGGCGGAAAGCGCGACCAGGAGAGCUGUCGAGGCAGCGCAGAAGAGAAGAGAGGCGGAAAAGAAGGAGGCGUAUGAACGAGGGAUCGAGGAUGCGAUGGCGUGGAAGGCACGAUCUGGUAGGUUUGGCGGGUUCGAUUGA